CUUGCAAUCUGAGCAAAUCGAGUUCCUUAAUUCUUAUCAAUCGUUUACUGAUUUUAUCACUUUCCCCAGUGUUCAACACAGUUAAAUUCCGUCAUAGAUUAAUUUGUUUGCUAUUAAAUAUUGCUUGGACUGCGUCUACCUAUGCCAAGUCGAUCCUUCUUUUCUUGGAGAGUCUUGAAAGGCAAAAAGUCCGGAUUUACAGAUUUGAAAUCCGUAAAUCCAGUCAUCACUGUCAGCAACUCAUAUUAAUUUUAUUCUUCGCUACUGAAGCUCACACUGAGAACUGCGCGAUGCUUAUAUACCCUCACGAGACACGUCAGGUCUUUGCGUGGAACGCUGUCGACGUUCUCAUCGACGGCGGCCAGCUGCAGCACGGCGAAGUGAUCAACGUGGUGCAGGGCGGUCUAAUCGUCGAUUUCCAGUGUGUCGAACAGCGCGCACAGUUCGUCGAAUACGGGAACGUUUUCCACAGCGACAAGAGCUCCACGCACGACGGAGAGGACGCCGAGGUUUUGCUGCGGCGUCAUCCCGACGGCGCAUGGAUCUGGUAUCCGGGGAAGCUCCUCGAACAUCCGCUGCGAGACUGGUAUCAAGAUGCUUUGUUCGUGGAAGUACAACGGCCGCAUGGCAUCCCCAUCCGUGAUCUGGUCCCCUGGGAGCAAGUACGCGCACCAUCCUCGAUCGCCGCUCUGGAAAAGCGGCGCGUGGGGGAGGAGCAUUUCGUCAUACGUUGUUAUGCGUUGUCCGAGGAAUAUUUGGCUAGCGGCACCCCGCGGUGGAGGGAGAUCUUUCUGUACCGACUGCAACGUCUGUGCGAGGUGGUCUGCACGUCCGUUUCCAGCCAGAGGCUCCUAUAUCUGCAGCGUCAAAAGCACCAGCCCUUGGACGUUCAACAUGUGAAAAACGCUUACUAUGAGGCGAGAAACUUGGAGAAGGAAGGCAGCUUACUUGGGACAUCGCAAUGGAUUAUGCGGAUUGCCACGGAUAGCGCAUGCAGUGAGAAACCACGGACCGGUGGCCGAGACAAUGAUGAUGAAGUCGGACUGUCGCUGCCGCCUGAGCUACUGGCGGAAGUCUUCCAGUCGCUGGACUCCAUCGAGCGCAUCCGCUGUCGGCGUGUCUGUUCACUGUGGAGCAUUCUCCUCAUCUCGCCAGCCUACUUUCAUGUUGUUCGCGUCUCAGGCGACGUCGAGCAUUACGGAAAGAAGCUGCAUUUCGUUAUGGAGAACAUAGACCGCGUUUACUGGAUCGUGGCGUGCUUCUUGAAAUGCUUGAACAGCACCACGCAGAGACUUGUGCUGACCGAUCUGGACGCUAUACAAUGCACCGAGGUGGCUAAAAUGAUCAAAGAAAUGCCCGAAACCACGCCGGUCCCGGCGUUAAUUUUUUUCAACUGCAGUUUCGGUUAGAAGAAAUUUCUGGUCCAGGACGUUAUUAACGGGGUGGCGGGUAUUCUGGCGCGAUUGUCGAAAUGCGGCGGUGUGGUGUGGAGAGAGUGCAGCCUUAACGAUCACAACCUGCGAGUAGCGAUAGCACACCAUGCCUUCAACGACCUCACGGUGGAGCCGAAGAUGAAGUUGCUGUUGUGGAACCUUUUCGAAAGCAAUCUAGUCCUCACUAAGCCGAUUAAUCGCCCGGCACUAGCGAAAGCGAUUGCCGAAUGCAUCGCGCAGCAUCGUUUCGAUCAGCCGGGUCUCAAUGAACUCGAACACCAAAUUGUGAAGGGCCUGCAUCGAUACCAGAGUGUGGAUCCGCGUUCGUCUACUCACUACCGCAAGCGGAAUUGGACGGCAUCCACGGUCUCCCAACUGGACGUCAACAAGCUGACCACGCUGACAACGGCGGCCUUGAGUGAAGGCGUUGAUAUAAUUCCGGACUGGAGACUGCGGGCAUAUGGCGGCUGCUGUCCGUAUUCGACUCAGUUUGAUAUUGACCAUUUAUCCUUUGCGUACAAUUAAUAACGCAGGCGAUUAAUGCUACAGGAUGCGCAUCUUCCUGGCAGCCUGAUCUGCUUGUAUGCAAAAUUAAGUGGCGGAACUGGAAGAUUUCACAUGGUUCAAAUCUGAUAACUUCUGGCUGCGGUAAACUUUGUAGUAAAAAUGUCUUACACUGUGGUUCCUGCAUUACCGGUAUACGAUGUCGGAAAGCGAAAUCCUAUCUUUCCAUUCUCCGAUUUUGUCAAGAGUCGUUUCUGUUCU
Messenger RNA from Paramacrobiotus metropolitanus, 2198 nucleotides. RefSeq lists its product as uncharacterized. The record is from RefSeq and is a predicted model, not a curated record. The coding region runs from base 291 to 1409 and encodes 372 amino acids. NCBI's taxonomy places the organism in Eukaryota, Metazoa, Tardigrada, Eutardigrada, Parachela, Macrobiotidae. Gene Ontology annotation, molecular function: protein binding. The transcript is spliced from 3 exons.